This is a messenger RNA of Dreissena polymorpha, 2640 nucleotides long. RefSeq lists its product as uncharacterized. Lineage: Eukaryota; Metazoa; Mollusca; Bivalvia; Myida; Dreissenidae. The record is from RefSeq and is a predicted model, not a curated record. The transcript has 14 exons. Bases 330 to 2159 code for a protein of 609 amino acids. Gene Ontology annotation, cellular component: membrane.
CAAAGGGAACCGAAGCCAGCCACAACACUGGCCAUAAGCGUUUUCUGAUCGACAGUCUCAAUCAAGCGCAGUGUAACUUCGAUGUCAACUCGUUGUGCUCGUGGCGUAACGUGCACGAUCUCGAUGACUUUGAUUGGGUUUUGUAUCAAUCAUCAACACCCUCGGACGACACGGGGCCAGACUUCGAUCAUACAACACGCAAUUCCUCUGGAUCGUACAUAUUCACAGAAUCAAGUGCUCCGCGAAAUGAGUUCGAUUCAGCUUGGAUUCAAAGUCCUACGAUUGAGGUGACUUCAGAUCCCGUGCAUUGUUUUCGGUUCUGGUACCACAUGUAUGGAUCUUCGAUUGGUCGACUUAACGUCUACCAAGUAAACAACGGUGGGUUACCUGGCAAGCUUGUUUGGUCUCUUACUGGCGACCAAGGUAACUCGUGGAAAGAAGGACAAGUGCCACUUAAUUCAAAUCAAAGUUAUUCGAUUCUCCUAAGUGGGGUAAUAGGCAAUGGCUUUCAAGGUGACAUUGCUGUGGAUGACAUUAAUUUGUCGGUUGGUUAUUGCGAAGUCAAACCAUCCAGCGCCUCAAGGACUGACGUCACAAACACCACAACCACACCCGUUGAUGGCACGCUGUCUGCCUGGGGUAGCUGGGACGCAUGUUCAAAAAGCUGUGCGAAUGGAACUCAAAGCCGACACCGCACAUGCGAUUACUCGCCUCCCACCGCUCCUCAUGGCAAACCGUGCAGUGGUUCCUUGAAAGAAACCAUAAUAUGCAAUACAGAAAAAUGUCCAAUUGCUGGUCACUGGUCGAACUGGACCAACUUCACUGCGUGCAGUGUGACCUGUGCUGGCGGCACGCAUACGAGGAAUAGAACCUGCAUAUUCGAUGAUCCGGAAGCACCCCAUUGUUCGGAGUGCUUUGGGAACACCACGGAUACACAUAACUGCAACACGCAGUCGUGCCCAGUUUGUGCCCGGAACUUCUUGUCUGCCGCAGACUACGAGAGUGAUUGGGUUUCAAUUGAGGCCUACCACCCAACACAGGCUGUUCUGACGUUCCCUCACGGGUUGGGCGAAGUUCCAUUGUUAGUCGAUGUCUCAAUUAAGUCAACUAAUGGACCGAACAAGGACUUCAUUUUUUCGGCUAUUGGUUCUCAGCCGAGGGAUGACGAUAUACCGCAGCAAUGGGGAGGUGUGGUCUAUUUUUACAACAAGAGUCACGUGAUCGUAUCGGCUCCCACGCAAUCCAACACCGUCGCUAUUUUGGGGCACGUAAUUUACACAGACAAUACCUCGUUCUACGCUGGGCCCAACGCAGAUUCCGUGGACAUCGCCCUUGUGCGCGUGCGUGCCUGGCGCGUGUCCACGCUACCACUUCCGGCGUGGAAGGUCACUGGAAUUCCAGUGGGCUUCAACAGGCCAGAUUUAUUAAUAGAGGAACCACAUCCAUUGAAUGAACAUCCUGUCCUCGUUGUAGUUAGAACGAGGAUUACAGGUGGAACUUUGGCCGGAUAUGUGUCCGAUACUGUGGGCGCUAGUUACUUAACUAGAGAUAAUGAAGAUGCCACCUAUUGCUCUGGUUAUAUAAUAAGUGGCUUCAGUGACAAAGCAGUACGGGUGUGGACGAACAGCCACGGCUGCUCUAUAGCAGCUGGUAACGACGGAUAUUUUGGAAAUAAAAGUCUGCAUGGAGGGCGUGGCGAUUUGGAAAUAUUCGCGUGGUCGGCUAGUUCACUUAGCAAUGCCUUUUCCAUCGCCGGAUAUCUCGGACCGUCGGUUGAAAAUGAGAGCCUUGAGUUACCCUUGACCACUGCAACACAUUCGUCAUUUGUUCGGUCAUGGGUGGAAAGCAUGAAUGGACCGAACGCCGGCUUCCGGUUUAUCGGAGCCGGAGCUGCCUCACCGUUCGCCACCAAGACAGACCCCGUCUGCACUUAUGGCGGUCUCGUGUUCGCUUACAAGGAGUCCCUCGCGCGUAUGUGGCGCCCCCUGGUUAGCGGCAAUGGCGGCCUGAUCUGCGUGCCAGAAGCGUUCGGGAACGGAACACACUCGCAGUUGGACCACGGCGGUAAAGUUGUAAUCAACGUUUGGAGCACUAUGCCGAUAGAGCCCUAUCAUUGGGUAGAACCACAACACAUGUGCAUGCAUACGAAGAUACCGUGAGGACGUCAUUUUAACUCGCGAUUACGUCACUGUAAGCAUUGAUGACGUCAUCUAAAGUGGCUUUCCGUUGUAUAGCUCUCUAUUCAUUGCUUUGUAAAACGUUAACGGCUUUUAUUUUACUGAAAAUGGGCAUUUAAUCAAUUGAGAAUGAUCUUAUUUAACGGAACAAUUAUCUUUAUUUCACUGACAAAGUAUUUUUGUCAAUUUUGAUUUGAAAUACGUACAAACCUAAAACAAAACGCUAGUUACGACUCAACAAUCAUUAUUAUUGUUAACGAUUUCAAAGAGUUGAUUUGUGUUAUGCGUUCGUGACCAUGUGUUUCAAAUAUUCAACAUAUAUAGACAUGGAUCGCAAGAGUAUCACAAUAGCAUUCAGUUAGGUACUAGUUCAUCUUUUUGUAUUACUAAAAUAUCGUUCAUCCAUUAUUUAAUAAGGGUUUAAAUACAUUCAAAAUCGUGUAAUCUCUAAUUAUCUCUAACG